Megalops cyprinoides (Indo-Pacific tarpon) is the source of this 4275-nucleotide messenger RNA. RefSeq names its product myelin transcription factor 1-like, b (gene myt1lb). The transcript is spliced from 24 exons. Bases 242 to 4075 code for a protein of 1277 amino acids. NCBI's taxonomy places the organism in Eukaryota, Metazoa, Chordata, Actinopteri, Elopiformes, Megalopidae. Gene Ontology annotation, cellular component: nucleus. The record is from RefSeq and is a predicted model, not a curated record. Gene Ontology annotation, molecular function: DNA-binding transcription factor activity, RNA polymerase II-specific; zinc ion binding; RNA polymerase II cis-regulatory region sequence-specific DNA binding. Gene Ontology annotation, biological process: regulation of transcription by RNA polymerase II.
GUAAAAAUAAUUAGCAUACAGAAGCAGAGGGGCGAACUUCACGUUGAGGUCUGGCAGAGAGAGAGAAGACACCCUGGCGAAAAGUUUGCGAGAAGACAACAUUUCAGAAAAAAAAAGCUGAAAAUGAAUUCAGAAGAGAAGUGGUGAGCCCGUUUGCUUUGGAGUACCCAACUGCCGUUGCGGGUCAAGGAGUAACAAAAGGUCUGGACCAAAGAGCAAUCACACCCCAAAACCAUUUCAGAUGGAGGUGGAUGCAGAAAGGAAGCGUCAUCGCACACGCUCCAAAGGAAUCCGAGUGCCCGUGGAACCAGCGAUACAAGAACUGUUCAGCUGCCCGACGCCAGGCUGCGAUGGGAGUGGACACGUUAGCGGGAAAUAUGCAAGACACCGGAGUGUCUAUGGCUGCCCUUUGGCCAAGAAGAGGAAAACGCAGGACAGACAGCCCCAGGAGCCGGCCCCGAAGAGGAAGCCCGCCCUGAGCCGCUCCGACAACUCCUCCGUGGAUGAGUGUUACGAGACUGACGGCACGGAGGAGAUAGACGAGAAGGAGGAGGAAGAGGAGGAGGAGGAAGAGGAGGAAGAGGAGGAGGAGGAGGAAGAGGAAGAGGAGGAGGAGGAAUAUUCGGAGGACUACGAGGAGCAGGCGGAGCCAGAGGAGGGCGAGGUGGAGAGGGGGGAGGAGCACGAGGCGGAGCAAGAGGAGGAAGGGGUGGAGGAAGAGGAGGACGAGGGAGAGGAGGGUGAGGAGGAAGAGGAAGAGGAGGAGGAGGAGGAGGAAGAAGAAGAGGAAGAGGAGGAAGAAGAGGAGGAGGACUAUGAAGAGCAGAGCCAGGAGCACGAGGACGAGCAGAGGGACGGCGGCUACCAGAAGUCCAGCCAGGCGGCGGAGAAGGACGACAACAACAACGACGAGUACGACAACUACGACGAGCUGGUGGCCAAGUCGCUGCUCAACCUGGGCAAGAUCGCCGAGGACGCGGCCUACCGCGCCAUGACCGAGUCGGAGAUGAACAGCAACUCGUCCAACAGCGCCGAGGAGGAGGAAGACGAGGAGGGCGAAAAGGAAGCGAGGAAAGGCGAGCUGAGCCUGGACAUGGACAGCGACGUGGUGCGGGAGACGGUGGACUCCCUCAAGCUGCUGGCGCAGGGCCACGGCGCCGUGCUCUCCGACAACCUCAACGGGCGGAGCUACCUGGACGGUGCGGGGGACUCCACGGACGAUGGGGGCGGAGGGGGCGGGCGCAACGGAGGCCCCGCCCAGACCAAACCCACCAGCAACGGGCAGGUGGAGGAGAGCGACGAGGAGGUGUGUCUCAGCAGCCUGGAGUGCCUGCGGAACCAGUGCUUCGACCUGGCCCGCAAGCUGAGCGAGACGCAGCCGGCCGACCAGGGCCCCCCCUCGCAGCAGCAGCUGCAGCAGCACCCCCACGCCCUGCCCCUGUCCAACCCCUCCCACCCGCCGGCCUACAGCGACUGCCAGCCAAGCCCGGAGGAACGCCGCACGCUGGAGCGCAACUACUCGGACAUGGUGAACCUGAUGAAGCUGGAGGAGCAGCUGAGCCCACGUUCCAAGGCCUUCCCCAGCUGCGCCCAGGACGGCGGCUACCGCGAGCGUGACCGCGACGAGGACACCACCUCUGUCGCCUCCGACCGCUCCGAGGAGGUCUUCGACAUGACCAAGGGCAACCUGUCCCUGCUGGAGAAGGCCAUCGCCCUGGAGUCCGAGCGGGCCAAGGCCAUGCGGGACAAGAUGGCGUCGGAGGCGGCGUCCCGGCGGGACGGCCAGCGGCUCCACGACGAGCAGGGCGGCCGGCAGAGCUGCGCCGAGGACCGCAAGGCCCGGAUGCAGGAUGGCAUGAAGAAGCCGUACUACCCGAAAGAUUCCUCGCGGGCAGAGAAGAAGGAGAGCCGGUGCCCCACGCCGGGAUGUGACGGGACAGGUCACGUGACGGGGCUGUACCCCCACCACCGGAGCCUGUCGGGGUGUCCCCACAAAGACAGGGUACCGCCAGAAAUUCUUGCAAUGUAUGAAAAUGUUCUUAAGUGCCCUACGCCUGGCUGCACGGGACGAGGCCAUGUCAAUAGCAACAGGAAUUCCCAUCGGAGCCUCUCGGGGUGCCCCAUCGCAGCUGCGGAGAAGCUGGCCAAGGCCCAGGAGAAACACCAGAGCUGCGAUGGAAGCAAGUCCAACCAGGCUUCUGACCGCGUGCUGAGGCCCAUGUGCUUUGUGAAGCAGCUGGAGAUCCCUCAGUACGGCUACAAGAACAACGUGUCCACCACCACCCCGCGCUCCAACCUGGCCAAGGAGCUGGAGAAGUACUCCAAGACCACGUUCGACUACAACAACUACGACAACCACCAUGUGUACGGCAAGCGAGCGAUCGCACCCAAGGUGCAAGGCCGGGACGGCUCUCCCAAGGGAUACGACGCUAAGCGGUACUGUAAGAACUCGAGCUCGGCCAGCAGCACGACGAGCAGCUACGCUCCCAGCAGCAGCAGCAGCAGCAUGAGCUGUGGGGGCGGCGGCAGCAGCGCCAGCAGCACCUGCAGCAAGAGCAGCUUCGACUACACGCACGACAUGGAGGCGGCGCACAUGGCGGCUACCGCCAUCCUCAACCUGUCCACGCGCUGCCGAGAGAUGCCCCAGAGCCUGAGCGGCAAGCCACAGGACAUGUGCUCGCGGAACCCGGACGUGGAGGUGGAUGAGAACGGCACGCUGGACCUGAGUAUGAAGCAGCGGGGCGGGCGGGAGGGCAGCUGCGCGGUGCUCACCCCGCUGGAGCCCAUGUCCCCCCAGCGCCAGGCCCUGCUCAACAGCAGGUGCUACCAGAUGAGCGAGACCGACUGCUGGGACCUGCCCGUCGACUACACAAAAAUCAAGCGCAUCGACGAGGACGACCCCAAAGAGCCCGACGACCUGGACCCCUUCCAAGACAUUCUGGAGGACCGUCAGUACCCCGGUGACGUCACCAUCCCCAGCCCCAAGCCAAAAUACGCCCAGUGCAAGGAGAGCAAAAAGGACCUGAUAACAUGUCCAACACCAGGGUGUGAUGGAAGUGGUCAUGUGACUGGUAAUUACGCCUCACACAGAAGUCUCUCUGGCUGUCCUUUAGCUGACAAAAGCAUUCGGAGUAUGAUGGCAACCAACACGCAAGAACUCAAGUGUCCGACUCCAGGGUGCGACGGUUCGGGACAUAUCACGGGGAACUACGCCUCUCACAGAAGCCUAUCGGGGUGUCCGAGAGCGAGGAAGAGCGGCAUUAAGAUAACGCACAGCAAGGAGGACAAAGAGGAGCAGGAGCCAAUCAGGUGUCCGGUCCCUGGCUGUGACGGGCAGGGUCACGUGACGGGGAAGUACGCAUCUCACAGAAGCGCGUCGGGCUGCCCCCUGGCGGCCAAGCGACAGAAGGACGGCUACAUGAACGGCUCCCAGUUCACGUGGAAGUCGGGCAAGACGGACGGCAUGUCGUGCCCCACGCCGGGCUGCGACGGCUCGGGACACGUCAGCGGGAGCUUCCUGACACACAGGAGCCUGUCAGGGUGUCCCCGCGCCACGUCGGCCAUGAAGAAAGCCAGACUGUCUGGAGUGGAAAUGCUAACGAUAAAACAACGGGCUAGCAAUGGAAUAGAGAAUGAUGAAGAAAUUAAACAGCUGGAUGAAGAAAUCAAAGAUUUAAAUGAGUCUAAUUCACAGGUGGAAGCAGACAUGAUCAAACUUAGAACACAGAUUACCACAAUGGAGACUAAUCUGAAGUCAAUAGAGGAAGAAAACAAGGUGAUUGAACAGCAAAAUGAAUCUCUCCUGCAUGAGCUGGCCAACCUCAGCCAGUCACUGAUAAACAGUUUAGCUAAUAUCCAGCUCCCACAUAUGAAACCGCUGCCACACAAAGAGGCUCCCAUUAGAAAUAACAGCUGUUUACAGUUGCAUCAGAGAGAGCCGAUAAACGAGCAAAACUUUGAUGCUUACGUGACCACGUUGACAGACAUGUAUACGAACCAAGAUCAAUACCAGAGUCCAGAGAACAAGGCCCUGUUGGAAAACAUUAAACAAGCAGUACAAGGGAUCCAAGUGUAGCCAGCCACCGUAUGGAAGAGAAGUUGCUCCAGCAAAGAACAAGUGAACAAAAAAAGAGAAAACAUUAAAUAAAGGGAUGCCUCUCGGUUUGCUGCUGUACUUUAUCAGACAGUGUUAAAUAUUAAUUUCUGUUAUUUAAAAAGUGUUAUGCUUACAAAAACUUCAUAAUGAUUUUUUUGUCUUGCUUUGAAAAUAGUUAA